GGGCCAGCUCCAACCGGCGCGGUAGCCGUCGUCCGUCAUGUAAAACUUGGGGACUUGGAGCCGAGAUUUCUGAUAAGCUCGGUGACGAGCGCGCAGUUCGGAGAGUUCAGCGUUGAUCGACUUAGCCGCUUCAGCUGAGUCGCCGGCGGCUUGGGCUCGGUCCGCUUCAUCUGUGCUGCGCGGCUUCUUGACAGCGGCGGGUGCGUCCUGCGUCUCAUCCGUUUCUGAAGUGCCGCAGAGUUCGAGAAAAGCCUCGAUCUUGCGCUUCUUCGACUCCAUUCGUUUGAGCUUCUUGGAGGACAGUCGGAUUCCUUUGUCGGUGUUUUUUGUCGCCAUCCUAAAUGAGUAUGUGCCCGAAUGCUCCAUAAAAUAUGCGGCCCUUUGACUUCUCGUGCCACGACGGCGUGACUUGUUGACAUGUAGUAGAGGAAGUUUCGGGGGUUACCUUUACGAUAAUUCUGACUCCGCCGUACACUCGAUUCAGCGUGACAAAGUCAAUGAAGAGCAGCGAGCAGUUCUUCCUGUACAGCUGAUCGGUAUAUACCGUAGCAUGUUCCAACAUGAACGUGCUACAAACGCCGCAAGCACACAAGCCUUUGGAUUACAAUGGCUUCGCUUUCCAUCCAACAAGUUGGCUUUCCCUUUGACUUUUUAUGCCGUUUGUGUAUGGUGUCUCAUUUAUUCAUGACAUUGCAACAUUUACACUAAAAUAAUAAUAUUUUAUCUAAAAAAAAAUAAAUAACUAUCUUUUUUAUGUUCGGUUUAUAACUAGUGACUGGAUUAAUAUAUCCCCUAAGCCGCUUUCUCAUCCAAAUCCAAGAGCUUGAAGCACAUGGCUGAAGACAAUUUUGCGAGGUGGCAUCGGUUCGUUACGUUUUGUAGACGUUCGUGAAGAAAAAAAGAAAAAAUCAUUUUCGUCACAUUGACGCUUAUUUCUUGCCAUUAUGAAUAACUUUGUAAGAAUAGAACGUUCUGUCGUGCUCGGUCAGUGCGUUCAUUCUUCAGAAGACCUAAGCGCGUGUGAGACCACAGCGAAAGGUAACGAUGCAAGCCUGCUGCGAUUUCUCUGUGAAAGAUUCUUGAAAGGUGAAUUCUGUGAAGUGUUUUCUGAUGAGCGGGUCAAAAAACUCACAAAGGCUUCCUUUCGCGAGGGAUGCUUCGAUCAGCUCUACCAGAAAUGUGCAAACUACCUUGAAAACGACAAUAGCUGUGUCCGUCAACUGGCAGUGCUUCUGAUCGGCGCCUCAGCGUUGAAGCUUUUCAUACAGAGCAAUUGGACCGGGCCAGCGCCUUCGGGGAGCGAAGAAAUAUUCACGGACGUCACGGGAGACGAAUGCCAUCGUCUCUGUGUAAGUGAACUCGAAAUUAACGGCGAGCCGUCUUACCACCUCAUCGAAGAACCUGUCUUUCUAAUCGUUGCGAAAGCGUUUCUGCUGAACUGUCGGGGGUUGCUGAGCGCCUGCUCUACGGCCGACUGGUGGGCUUACCGAUGUGCAUUCGUCCAUCAGCUGGUCUUGCUCGACCGUUCUUUUUCCUUGUACAAAGAAAUUAGUGAGCAUCUCUCCCAAGUCGAAGAAAGUAUCUUUAGGGCAGGUGACGAUGACAUGAGUCACAAAUUAAAAAUGCAGUUUCUCAUGGAAGCUGCCAUGGCUCACUUGUAUUACUUCGAGGUCACAAAAUGCCGUUCAUACCUCAACAAGGCAAAGGUCUUGUCUCACUUCGACUUUGAACUGACCGGAGUUCUUGGGAAGAGGACAUAUCACCAAGAAAAUGCAUUGUCACAACUGGUUCUAAGUGUCCAGAGGAAAGGAAGCUGCGUUGAGGACCUCCAACCAGCAUGCCCUUCGGUCCACUUCCCCAAGAAUCUACCCCUGAAGGAUGACACCGUAAUGAAUGAGAUUAAGUUUGAUCAUGAGGUAUUUUCCAACACAUGUCUGGCACCAGAAGAACAGUGCCUUAUUCUGACAACAUGCAUCCUCAACAAGAACAUCAGCUCACCCGAAGCCCUGCGGGACGAAGAAAUGAUGGCUUACAUUGACAGCGUCCUCUCAAUGCCUCUGGCAUGGUCGGUCCAGUUCAGCGCCCUUUUCCAGAGGUGCAGGCUUGAGACCAAAAGCAGCCGCAGAGUAGAACGUUCAAUGAGCCAGUUGCAGGGAUUGGUUGAUGCAGUGAAGGCGUCGGAGCCCCAUGCUGGGAUCAGGCAGGAACUCUUCUUCUGCACCAGGUCGCCAUCAGUUUGGGACAUUGAAAAAGAACUGGGGCACCUCUUCUUUUCAUUGGGUGCAACCAAGAGUGCUUUGGAUGUCUUCCUCAAGUAUGAGCUCUGGGAGGAAGUGAUUUCUUGCUACACCAAAAUCGACCGGCGGGACAGAGCAGAAGCCAUCGUACGGAGGCUUCUGGAGCAGGAAGAAACGGCGCACCUCUACUGCCUUCUUGGAGAUGCAACACAAGACCCACAGCACUUCGAGAAGGCGUGGGAGAUCUCUAAACACACAAGUUCCAGGGCCCAGCGUUCUUUAGGCCUCAUGCACUACCACAAGAAGGAAUUCAAGGAUGCCAUCCCUUACCUUGAGAAGUCAGUAGAGCUUAAUGGAAUUCAAAUGAAUGUCUGGUUUGCCCUCGGCUACUCCGCCAUGCAAGUCGAAGACUACCCCCUAUGUGUGAAAGCCUACAAGAGGGUGGUCAACCUGGAUUCAGACAGCUUCGAAGCCUGGAAUAACAUGGCCAGUGCCUACAUUCACAUGGGAGACAAGCCAAAGGCUUGGAAAGUUCUGCAGGAGUCUCUAAAAUGCAACUACGAGGAUUGGAGGGUUUGGGAGAACUACCUUCUUGUCUGUGCUGAUGUCGGGGCCUUCGAAGAAUGCAUCAAGGCGUGGCACAGGCUCAUAGAGAUCAAAGGAAAGCACGCCGACGGCAAGUUGGCUAAGAUCCUAGUAAAGGUUGUGUUGGAAGGAAUUCCAGACAUGCAUGGGAAACCCGGCAGUUACCUGAAACCGAAACUGCUCGAGUUGUUUGGAAGGGUGACAUCUGGAGUGACAAAUGAUGCCGAUAUUUGGUAUUGCUAUGGUUCCCUCUACAAGCUCUCUCAGGAAGAGGGUGAUUCCAGGGAGGAAGAUACGGAACGUAUGCUGCAGUUUUUCCAGAAGUCGUUUCGUUGCCUCAGUCAGAAACAGAACUGGGAAAAGGAUGUCGACACAUGCAGCGAAGUUCUGACACGAUCGAAGGAGCUCUUGGAGUGUUACAUGUCUUCGGUCGAGAGCAUACCCAACAAGCUACGAAGGCACCAGCUCCUGUCUUCUGCCAGAAUCACAAUGAAAGGGAUAUUGGCCAUUGUUGAUCUGCACAAGGCCAAUUUUACUCCCAAGCAGCUCGAAAAGUUGGAACCCAUGAUGAACUCUGUGACUGAGAAGUUGGAGCAGGUUAAUGCACUGACUGCUUCAUACGAUUGAAAAGCAUUGAACAUGCUCUUCAACACUGGAAGAAAUAAAUGUUGACUUGUAUGGACGGUGCUCUACA
Molecule: messenger RNA, 3516 nt
Organism: Ixodes scapularis (black-legged tick)
Lineage: Eukaryota; Metazoa; Arthropoda; Arachnida; Ixodida; Ixodidae
Product: tetratricopeptide repeat protein 27
Exons: 1
Coding region: 945-3449 (834 amino acids)
Molecular function (GO): protein binding
Source: RefSeq, a predicted model, not a curated record